Messenger RNA from Staurois parvus, 591 nucleotides. NCBI's taxonomy places the organism in Eukaryota, Metazoa, Chordata, Amphibia, Anura, Ranidae. The record is from the annotation of a GenBank genome assembly.
GCUUGAAAUUUCCACUUGCCUGCUCGCCAAUGGCGAGUGAAAAUUAUGGUGGGGAUGAAGAUGUCCCCCAGGGCCGUCUUGCUGAGCAGGCUCGGAGCUCAGGCCGGAUCUGUCAUUGGCACUGGGAGCCGUCAGAAUGCUCAAUAGCUGAGCGCAGUGAAAGCAAAGCAAGGAGUGUGUGUUAUGUGCUCUCUGCCUCCCCCUAGAGUGCAGUUCCUGGAUCUGUGAGUGAACAACGAAGUACUGCAACUUUUUAUGGGGGGGAGGCGUGUGUGUGUGUGUUUGUAUGUGUCUGUUUAUGCAUAUACAAUUGUACGUGUCUGUGUGUAUGUACAUGUAUGUGUGUGUGUACGUUUCUGUGUGUGCAUGUAAAUGUGUGUAUGUACGUACGUGUCUGUGUAUGUAUGUACAUGUGUCUGUGUGUGUGUAUUUCUGUGUAUGUACAUGUAUCUGUGUGUAUGCGUGUCUGUGCGUGUGUGUACAUGUUUCUUUGUGUGUAUGUACAUGUCUGUAUGUGUGUACAGGUAUCUCUGUUGUGUGUGUUUGUUGGUGGCGAGUGUGGUAACACCUAAAGGCAAGUGGAUAUGUCCA